Molecule: messenger RNA, 765 nt
Organism: Lucilia sericata (common green bottle fly)
Lineage: Eukaryota; Metazoa; Arthropoda; Insecta; Diptera; Calliphoridae
Exons: 2
Coding region: 135-737 (200 amino acids)
Source: RefSeq, a predicted model, not a curated record
UCGAAAAUUCUGAGAACUAUUUGUCAACAAAAUCUCUUCGAUUUUAAUUAAAAAUAUACAUACGUGCGAAUCAUUUUAUAUAUUUUUAUGCAAUUUUAACCAAAAAAUAUACAAAAAUAAGAUAAUCUAAAAUUAUGUCGAAAGAACUACUACAAAAUGACACAAAUGACACUAAAUUAUGUGGGAAUGAUGAAAUAGAUUUGGUAAAUUUUGAACUGCAACAAACAAUAGCCUCUCCAAUAGGACCAAUUUCAAAUGGAUUGCAUGAUAAACAACAGUCCUUGGUAGAAAAAGCCAACAAUACAUUCCAAGAACUAUGUAAAACUUUAGAAAAUGAACAAACUAAACUGUUGGAAUUAGAAGAAAGACGCAAAAAAUUACAAGAAGAAAUGUUACUUUUAAAGGCGGAAAUUGAAGAAGAAAAAAAAUCAUUUAAUUUGAAUAUAGUACAAUCGGUAGCUGAAAAUUUGAGUGCCUUAAAUAAAUCAAGUGCUAAUGAUGAUAAAGAUUUAGACUGUAAACAAAAGCUAGAAAUGGACGAAAAUGGAAAAUUUAAAAACUUAUAUACUUGCUAUGAAGAUGAAGAACCGUUACAAGUUACAGCCCGUAAUAUAGCUGCAAAAAAUACUACGGAAUAUUUACAAGAAGAAACCACUAUACAAGAACAUGUGCAAUAUAUUAGAAGUGAAUUACAAAAUGUACUCACUGAAUGUAUAUCUGAACAAUAUGAUAAAUAAUUUUUAAAUGUAAAUAUGUAUAUGUAUA